Molecule: messenger RNA, 1901 nt
Organism: Ctenopharyngodon idella (grass carp)
Lineage: Eukaryota; Metazoa; Chordata; Actinopteri; Cypriniformes; Xenocyprididae
Product: zinc finger protein 239-like
Exons: 3
Coding region: 479-1606 (375 amino acids)
Source: RefSeq, a predicted model, not a curated record
CAGAGCAGCUGCUUGGUAGUGACUGCUGGUUAACAUGUAUGGGUCGCGUUUCAGUGAAUAUUUCAUAUUCGUCCCGUUAUCAGAGAACAGAAACAAAAAAUAUAGAGAUGAAAGACGCUACGUAAUGGCGUCGUUGACAUGCGAUCGUGAAUGCAGGACAAAAGGUCUCAUCGGAUAGUCUGCAGAGAUGUUUCUCAGAUUACAGAGUUUAACAUUAACCAGCUCCAGAGAUUACGUGUUUAAGGAUGUAAUGAAAUGCGUUGUUUGUUCUGGUUUAUUAUUAGAGUGUUAUAUGUUGGCAGAAAGACUGUUGACACCGAUCAAAUGUGCUUAAUGUGCCACUCAGACAUCAUUAUAAUGAAUGAGAAAACAUCCCUGCCACAACAAUUCAUCAAUAAAUACUGGGAAUAUUCACAUCAUCCUACAAGAGAAGGACAAACUCCAGGUGUAGCAGCUGAAAUCUGUGUGACGGUUAAAGAUGGAGUUUAUUAAAGAGGAGAUUGAAGACAUACUUGAUCCAGAACCAUCCAGAAUAAAACAUGAAGAUACUGAGACACAAACAGACCGGAUGGAGGUGAAGCAAGAACAUAAACUGGAAGAAGUUGAGGAGGAUCUUUGUAACUUCAAAACUCAAAAAGAUAAAGCCAAAACGCAGCACACCUGCUCUCAUUGUGGAAAGAGUUUUUCUAAAACAUCAAGUCUUAGUAAUCAUCUGCGCAUUCACACUGGUGAAAAAUCAUUUAACUGUGAUGAGUGUGGUAAAACGUUUAUUUCAUCGUCGCAUCUAAGAAAACACCUGAAGGUUCAUUCAGGUGAGAGGCCUCACUUGUGUUCUGUCUGUGGAAAGAGUUUUUCAAGGCUGGAUCAUUUUAAGCAGCAUCAGAAAACACAUAAUGAAGUGAGAGAUCAUGUGUGUUCAGAGUGUGGGAAGAGCUUUACUACAGCUGAGUAUCUGAAACUCCACCAAAGAAUUCAUACUGGAGAAAAACCUUUCAAGUGCUCACAUUGUGACAAGAGUUUCAUUCAGUCUGGACAUCUAAAAGUGCAUGAGCGACUUCAUACUGGAGAGAAGCCGUACCACUGUACUCAGUGUGAGAAGAGUUUCAAAGAUGCAGCAGGUUUGAAACAUCAUGUUCGCAUUCACACUGGAGAGAAGCCAUUUAACUGUGAUCAGUGUGGGACAGAUUUUCAUUCAUUAUCAUAUCUCAAAAAACACCUUAAAGUUCAUUCAGAUGAGAUGCCUCACUUGUGUUCUCACUGUGGAAAGAGAUUUUCAAGGCUGGAAAGUUGUAAACGGCACGAGAAAACACAUAAUGAAGUGAGAGAUCAUGUAUGUUCUGAAUGUGGGAAGAGAUUUACUACUUCGGGUGAACUGAAACGACACCAAAGAAUUCAUACUGGAGAAAAACCUCACAAGUGUUCAUAUUGUGACAAGAGUUUCUCUCAGUCUGGAACCCUGAAAACACAUGAGCGAGUUCAUACUGGAGAGAAGCCGUACUACUGUACUUGGUGUGAAGAGAGUUUUAGACAUUUACCAAACCUUCUCGCACAUAUGAAAAAAUGUGGUGUGCAACGUUUGUCUUCUCGUCAAAUACCUCAGAAGUAAACUGUGUGAGAGCACAAUAUCAUCUCAUUUUGUCAAUUUGGUGAAAAGCUUAGAAAACUAGAAAGAUGUAUGAGUUGAAGCUUCACCAGUCAAGAACUCUUACAGUGUAAAUAAAAUCAUUGUGGUUUAUUUCUGUCAGGAUGGGUUGUGUGUUAAAUAGGUCUUAUUUGAAUUAGAUAUAUUCAUGUAUUUUAAUUAUUUACUAAGUAAAUAAUUCAGUCAAUUUUUACAUAUUUACUAAAUUGUGUUAUGAUUUUACACCUAAUUAUGAGAAAUAAACAGAAACAUCAUCUUG